Phytophthora nicotianae INRA-310 is the source of this 264-nucleotide messenger RNA. RefSeq lists its product as hypothetical. Bases 1 to 264 code for a protein of 87 amino acids. The transcript has a single exon. Lineage: Eukaryota; Oomycota; Peronosporomycetes; Peronosporales; Peronosporaceae. The record is from RefSeq and is a predicted model, not a curated record.
AUGGCCAUCCUUGCUGGAUGUUGCUAUGACCACGCUACAGCGGGCACAACUGAUCAAGUUGAGAACGUGAAGACAGCUUCGAAGCCAAACAACUCCAGUGGCGACAAAGCAAACUACUACCUCAAGAGUGACACGAAAAGUGACGAAGAAAGAGGAGGCCUAGGGAAACUCCAGACAAUUUUUCAGAAGUCUCCCAAAUUUAACACCCAAAUGAGGAAGACAUCAGAUUUAAAGACACUACAAGCUGCUGCGCUGAAGUCAUGA